GACAGUCUCUAAAUGCGGGUAGUUUCACACUACAGUAUCAGACUGUUAGCAUUCACUUUAUUUGCCAGUUGCCACCAGCUCCAAGACGAAGGAGAAGGAAGGAGACUGUCUUUGUGGAAAGAUCAUAUACAGCCUGACCACCUGAAGAAUGGGGAAAAGCUGACUGAGUCCAUGGGAAGUGGAGAAAAAAGAUUUCAGUUGUUCACUGGCAGGAUGAGGAAAGCAGUGCCAGUAUGUCAUGUGCCUUCAUGGAGGAGGUUCAUUGUACCACUCAUGGUCAUGGGCUUGAUUUCCCUUGGCAUUCUAAAACUGCCAAUGUUCAAUAAUAAUCCAAAACCUGUCAUGAUGCUUGUGGACCCCCAUCAUCGAGAGAAACAUGGAGAUGAUCACUGGAUACGCAAUCCCUUUGGAAUCGACAUGGAAAGCAUCACAUUGCCAAGCAAUGAAGAGAAUCCGCUGGUGGAGCCGUCAUGUGAUCAGAUGCCGAAAAAGAAAUUCAGUGAGCGUGUCCAUUCCUUUGUCAGAAGUGUGUUAGCCCGAGAAUGCAGACCAUCUUUUACAAGAAGGAACAUCGAGAGAAUGUAUUCUAGUUCCGUGCCCGUGGCUGAGCCCUUCUUACAAAAAAACAGCAACUUAACAGAACAAAUAUUUGAGUAUCCACCACCGUUUGGAUUUCGGGACCUGCAACACAAGCUAAAAGAAGUCCUGGAUCUCAUACCCAGUUCCUUGUCAGAGAAUACUGGAGGGCAUGAUUGCCGUCGAUGUGUUGUAGUUGGCAAUGGAGGCAUACUUCGAGGACUGGAGCUUGGGCCUCUCCUGAACCAGUUCAAUGUGAUCUUAAGAUUGAACAGUGGCCCAGUGAGAGACUUCAGUAGAGAUGUGGGAAACCGCACUACUAUCAGGAUGAGUUAUCCUGAAGGCAGCCCAAAGAUAUGGGAAGAUGUCGACCCUCAGCUUCAGUUUGUAGCUGUUAUUUACAAAGCUGUUGAUUUCAACUGGCUUCAUGCUAUGAUUUCAAGAACAACAAUAUCACUCUGGGACAAGCUGUUUUUCUGGCAGAAGGUACCUGGUAGCAUUCCAGUUGAUCCUUCAAAGUUCCGUUUACUGAAUCCUGAGAUCAUCAGAGAGACAGCCUUGGAACUGCUCCACUACCCAAAUCCUAAGCCUCGACAAUGGGGCUGGGAUCAGAAGGCAACGUCAGCGGGGAAGACACUCCCCUUCUGCCUCCAGCAAUGGCCAUGACUCUCUAAAGGCUGCAGCUGUUAACCCUCCAUCUCCUACCAGUGCUGCUAAAAAAGGGAUUGCCGCACCAACCACUGGCCACUUCGAGAGGCUCGUCAUGAGGCACAUCAAGACCCUGCUGCCCCCUCACUGGACCCCCUGCAAUUUGUUUCCGUCCCAACCGCUCAACAGAUGACGCCAUCACCACCACCCUCCAUCUUGCCCUCACCCACCUGGACAAUACAGACUGUUCGAAUGCUGUUCAUAGACUUCAGUUCAGCAUUCAAGAAAAUCAUUACUCAGCACCUGAUUGGAAAGCUGAACCUGCUGGGCCUGAACACCUCCCUCUGCAACUGGAUCCUGGACUUCCUGACUGGGAGACCUCAGUCAGUCCGGAUCGGGAACAGCAUCUCCAACACCACCACACUGAGCACUGGGGCCCCCCAGGGCUGUGUGCUCAGUCCACUGCUGUUCACCCUGCUGACUCACGACGAAUCACAUCAUCAAGUUCAUUGAUGACACGACUGUGGUGGGUCUCAUCAGCAAGAACGACGGGUCAGCAUACAGAGAGGAGGUGCAACGGCUAACGGACUGGUGCAGAGCCAACAACCUGUCUCUAAAUGUGGACAAAACUAAAGAGAUGGUUGUUGACUUCAGAAGAGAACAGAAUGACCACUCUCCGCUGAACAUCAGCGGCUCCUCCGUGGAGAUCGUCAAGAGCACCAAAUUUCUUGGUGUUCACCUGGCGGAGAACCUCACCUGGUCACUCAACACCAGUUCCAUAACAAUGAAAGCCCAGCAGUGCCUGUACUUUCUGAGAAGACUGAGGAAAGCACAUCUCCCACUCCCCAUCCUCACCAUGUUCUACAGAGGGACUAUAGAGAGCAUCCUGUGCAGCUGCAUCACUGCCUGGUUUGGGAAUUGCACCAUCCCGGAUCGCAAGACCCUUCAGCGGAUAGUGAGGACAGCUGAGAUCAUCAUCGGGGUCUCUCUUCCCUCCAUCACAGACAUUUACACCUCACGCUGCAUCUGCAAAGCCACCAGCAUUGUGGAUGACCCCACACACCCCUCUCAUACACUCUUCACCCUCCUGCCAUCUGGUAAAUGGUACUGAAGCAUUCAGGCCCUCAUGACCAGACUGUGCAACAGUUUCUUCCCCCAAGCCAUCAGACUCCUAAACACUCAGAAACUGGACUGAAGGAACACACACAUACAUAUGCACACACACAACUGAGCAUCCUCCAUCCUUUUUGCAAUUUUUUUGCAAGUUUUUGCACAUUACAUUAUGCUGCUACAACAUUUAUUAUACUGUACAUAGGCUGCUACUUCUUAUGUUUACACUAUUUCAGCUACUUAUAUUGUACUCUUUGCACUAUUCUCACUAGAUUCACUUUCAAAUAGAACUGUGUACUGGUCGGUGCUGCACUGGGACUUACUGUGCCCAUUGUCUAUCCCAGUAGUCAUUGUACUGUAUUGAGCUGUCUGCACUUGUGCACUUUAUGUAUAAAUUUAUGUAGUCCCUUGUAGUUCUGUGUUGUUCUGUGUUUGUCUUAUGUAGCACCUUGAUCCUGGAGAAACGUUGUUUCAUUUCACUAUGUACUAACUGGCUGUAUAUGGUUGAAAUGACAAACUCCACUUGACUUGACUUGACUUGACCACCCCACCCGCACUCAAUCUCACUAUCCACACUUCCCUCACGUUUAAAAUUUUGUUGCACGACAUCCUGUAAAUAAAAGAGCAUGUUCCCCUGACUAAUGACCUCUCUGUGCUGUUUCAUUGUGUGCAAAGGUCUCAGCCUGUCACAGUGGUGGAGGAUGUGGGCAUCAUAGGACACAGAUAGUGGCAUGGAUAGCUUCUUCCACCAGUUUUUGCAGAUGAGCCUACAGCACAGGCCAACACAGAGAAGCUGGCCCAUGGAAUCGAGAACACAGUCAAAGUGCUCCCGGAGUUGAAGAAUACAGUCAGUACGGCUGUAGCGGUGCCCCAGGACAGCCUCCUGAGGAUCAUGAAAUGGUGGCUCCAGCCGGAGCGUUUGUCUGCCACCGAAGUGGCCGAGAGGGAGGCUAAGGACCAGCUUCUGAGGGCUCUGCUGCCUGAGGAGCGAAAAGCCAUGGGGAUAAGAGGAGCCCAACACCCCCGAGAGAUGAUAGAGGCACUGGAGCAAGCGGUUGCUAUGGUGGAGAUCGGCCGGGGCAAACGGCGAGAGCUUCCCCGUCCUCCACCAGCUCAGUGCCUGGAGCAUCUAGCCCCAGGGGAGGGGAGGCCCAGGCUCAUUUGCUCCACCUAUGGGAUGCCACAGGAUGUGUCCAUGCCCACCGAGCCAGACCCCACCACCCCGCGACCCCUUAGAUAAGCCCUGGCUGGCCGGCUGUGCAUUCCAUACGGCGAUUACUCCCAACCUACCCACUGUUAGUGUAAAAGUCGACAGCUGCCCGGUAAUGGCACUUUUGGAUUCAGGGAGUAUGGUGACUCUGGCCUGGCCCUCUGUUCUGUCCGCACUCAUGCCCUCAAGUACCCUAAAAGUAACCUGCUUCGCCCUCACUUCCCGUACCCCUGCUACCGGGCCAUGACUGGCCGGGAUUCCUGACAGCCAGGGCAUUGCGGGUAAUGAGGAAAAGGCGGGCCAGGACAAUGGGGCCAAGGAUCUGCUUAGUACAGGACGAGGGCGAUGCCGGAGCGACCUCAGCAGGUAAGUCCAAUCCCCCUGCUAACCCUAUUUCAGCCGGGAGCAGAAGGACGAUCCCCGGUUAAAGAACUGCUGGAGCCAGGUGCGAGUUUUUGAAGGCAUUCAACAGCAGCCAGACCAGCACCUCCCCUAUACCCAUUUUCUGGUGCAUGGAGGACUACUGUAUCAGAGAACAAACGAGUGAGGAGAGCCCUGUGAGCUGCUGGUGGUUCGCCAAGGCCAUACCCAGUCCUUAAUGCACCUGGCCCAUUCACAUCCCCUGGGAGGUCAUCCGGGGGCACACUGGAGAAACUAAAGGACCGCUUCAUUUGGCCUGGUAUGGACGCAGAAGUCAGGGCCUUCUGCCAACAAUGCCCCCAGGGCCAGAGAAUGAGCCCCCACAGGCCUACUCCUGCGCCCCAUCCCUCUCCUCAUCAUCAGCGUCCCCUUCGAGCGAAUCGGCAUGGACCUCAUAGGGCCGCUGCCAAAAUCUGCCUGGGGUCAUCAAUAUAUACUGGUCAUUGUGGAUUACGCCACCAGGUACCCCAAGGCAGUUCCUCUCAGGAAAGCCACCUCCCGUAACAUCACCCGUGAGCUCCUGCUCCUCUUCAGCCAUCGCAAAGGACAUCCUCACCGACCAAAGUACGCCAUUCAUGUCUAAAUUAAUGACAGAUCUCUGUUGGUUGUUGCAGGUUAAGCACUUGUGGACAUCCGUCUACCACGCACAGAUGGAUGGUCUGGUGGAACGCUUCAACCUAACACAGAUCGGUCUGAGCGUGCCUUAGUCCACCAAGGAGAGGAGCUCACACCAGCCCAGUCCCAGGAGCUGACCUCAGUUCCACCACAUCAUCAAACCUCUGCCGGGGAUUGUGGUGAGACAGUGGCCCUACCGCAUCCCAGAUGCCGGCCAUCAGGCAGUCGAGGAAGAGUUCAUCUGGAUGCUCAGAGAUGGAGUUAUUGAAGAGUCGAUGAGUCCCUUGUCCAGCCCCAUCGUAGUGGCGCCCAAGCCCAAUGGGAUCAUCUGGCUGUGCAACGACUUCUGGAGGCUAAACCAGGUAUGAGACUUAGACGCGUGGGUGGAGGACCUGGUAGAGCAACUGGGGAGAGCCCAGUUCAUCUUCACGCUCGACCUUACCAAGGGAUACUGGCAGGUGGCCCUAAGCCCGGAGGCCAAGCCAAAAAUAAGUGUGCACACCCUUUUAUAAUUGGGGAUGUGGCUGAGUUCAGAAUGAACUCACAUUGAAAUCACAUUCAAUCUCAUGUUCAAAAGUAAUUAUCAUACAGCUGUCAUCAAUUAAAUUAUUCUGAUUAACCCCAAAUAACUGUUUCUGUACUAUGUUCUUCACAUCUCCUUGGUUUCAAAGAGCUUACAAAGCCUGUACAGGGUCCUCUUAAAAGGUAUCGAUAAGGUAUACAGGUAUGUAUAAAGGUAUAUAUCCAAAUCAAGAAAGGAAUGGCUUAACCAAAAGAUCAAUGUUUUUGAGUGGGCUAGCCAGAGCCCAGACCUGAAUCCAACUAAAAAUCUGUGGGGUGACCUGAAGCGGACUGUGCACAGGAGAUGCCCUUAAAAUUUGAUGGAUCUAGAAUGAUUUUGCAAGAAAGAGUGAGAAAAUAUUGCCAAGUAAAGAUGUGCCACGCUGAUAGACUCUUAGCCAAAAAGACUGAGUGGUGUAAUAUAAUCAGAAGGUGCUUCAACAAUGUAAUAAUUUAGGGGUAUGCACACUUAUGCAACCAGGUUAUUGUAAGCUUUUUAUAUUUUUCUAUUUUCCCUUAAAAUGUAUGAUUGUUUUUCACUUAAUUUUUAUACACUUUAUUUUCUCAUUGAGGUCAAAAAAUGUCAAAAAAUUCUGACAUGAUUUAUCUUGGUUUCAUUUUUUUUACAUCACAAAAACCUGCCAUUUUAACAGGGAUUUGUAGACUUUUUUAAAUCUAGACAUUAUAUGAAAACAAAUAUUUUAUCAUUUAAAUAUUAAUAUUAUACAAUAAUCUGCUGUUACUUUGACACUACAUUGGACCAUGAGUAUUACUUCAUGUACUCAGCUAAAUUAUUUUGUUAAAUCUUCUGUGCAAGCUUAUCACUCAAGUUUGUGGGGAAUAAUUACCCUAAUGAGAAGACCUUCCUUAGGUCCUGUAGUGUAGCUACUGUUUUUUUUUUUAAUGUUCUAUACUUCCAUCAUAAAAAUGCCAAAGCCAAAAAUGACACUUCCCCUCAGCGAUGAUGUGUUACUGGGGGAGUUUCGCAAAAUAAUUAUUUGUAAAUACAUAUAUUUAAUUAGAUUUAAGUAUGUAUUUAAUGUAUUAAUAUGUAUUAAUUGUGACAACAAUACAUUUAAAACUAAAUUCCUUUUGGGGGGCACUCCCUUUAUGUAAUGUGUGUAAAUUAUUUUUUUUAUGUAAAUUGAAAGAAAGAAAAAAAAGAAUUGUAACUUUGUUCAGGUUUGAUGGUAGUGUGUUUGGCUGCAUUUCACAGCAUUUGGUGCUUGUUGCAUCAGUGGCUGUUACUGACAGUAAAAUUUCUUCAUAAUGAGUAUUUUGAUAGUGUUACAAUUAGUAUUGUAUUCGACUGUCAAUACAAAAAGAUAUUUUGAUAAUUAGGAAAUAAUGGUAUAGGAAAGAAGCACCAGGUGUUAUCUGCCUACAUCUCUCUCACAUGCAAGUCCACAGCCAAUAUUUUAAAAUCCUAGAGUAAAAUUUUAUCAUACUGAGGGUAAUUUUGGUUCCAGAAGUUUUGUGGCGCUUCUCUGUAUUCCAAUCUAGCUUUCCAAUUCUGACUGCUGAUGAGUGGCUUGUAUCUUGUAGUAUGGCCUCUAUAUUUCUGCUCGCGAAGUGUUCUUUGAAUGGUCGUUUGUGAUAACUUCACUCCUGCCCUGUGGAGGUUGUUGAUGUCACUCACUGUUGUUUUUGAGUUUUCUUCACAGCUCUCACAAUAUUUCUGUCAUCAACUACUGUUGUUUUCCUUGGCCAAUCUGUUCGAUGUCUAGUUCGAUGUCAUCAGUAGUACAUCAGUGUUUUCUUUCUUUUUCAGCACAUUCCAAUUUGCUGUAUUGGCUAUGCCCAAUGCAUGUCCAAUAGUUUUAAUGGAUUUUCCCUCUUUUCUCCCAUAGACAGCCUCUCUGGUCUUCAGGUUCAUGUUAAUGGUCUUCUAUAAACAAACAAAUAACCUCAGGAGGCAACAAAAAAACACAACAGAUUUCAAUAUGUAGUCAUUUUUUUCCCCAAAAGUAAGCCAACAUUCAGAAACCAGUUGGGAAAAAAUAAGUAUGCCCCACUUACUUUAAGGUGUUUGAAGAAGAGACAAUGGGCAAGCUGCUGGCAAUUGGAGACAUCAAAGCACUCCUUGCCAAAAUUUUAGGAGGAUUAAGAAUUAAAGAGAUCCUCACAGCUGCUAACUUACAAAGAGUAGUGAAUUCUCCAGUAAUGGAUGGAACUCAGUUUGAUCAAUAUCGUCCAUGCCUAUGGCAAACACUGAGGGCAGAGUAUCCAUCUUGUAUAGACCCUAAGUCUCUGAAAGGAGAACAACUGUGUUUCACUCUUAUUCUUCUCCAGAGCAAAUAAAUAAAUAACUCCCGGACAACUACGUUGUAUCUGUAACUCUGCAUUUACUGAACAGCAUUUUACUCAGCCACAUCGCUCAGUGUGAUACACUUACAAGGGUCCGUGCUACAACAUGAGACAAAUAACAAUCACAUUGUUAGAUCCUUCUUUUUUUUUUCUUCUUCUUCUUCUUCAAGUACAACCUUGCAUAUUUAUCUUUAUAUAUGAACACAGUGAAUUGACUGUUUUAAAACAUUUUUUCAUUUCCCCCGUCUCUCUCAUUUUCCAUGUAUAACUUAAGCAUUAGACUUAAAACACAGUCUGCCAAAACCAUUGGUUCUUCUAUCAAGAACAGAGAGUGAGAAGAAAAAAAACAGUCUAUGUUUAACUAAGUUACAUAGUCCUUCAAAUACUGAGGUCAAACACUAAUCCGACCUGCUCUGUUAGUGACAAUUGGUUUGUGUCCCCAUCUGACUGAACACAUUGCUCCCUUGGUCUGAUGUUAUUAGCAGACGGUCUCACUUUGGUGGCCUGUUCUUGAUGACCAGUGUGUCUGAGGUACCUUCUGUUCCUCCUUAGAACACCACCAUUGUCCAGUUCAACCUUGUAUGACCGAUUGACAGAUUCCAAUACUGUUUCUUUCUGCCAAAUUUUUUUGUGACUGUGCUGGUUGCACUCUCACUUGAUCCCCAGGUUUCAAGAUGUUCAUGUCUUUUGCAUGUCUGUUGUAGUACAUUUCCUGUCGUCUUUGAUUAAGCCUCAGUCCUUGUCUCGUGUCUACUACUUUUGGUUUCAAUAGAUUGUUGUGUGUUGGGAGGAGUGUGCGUGUCCUUCUGCUUAAAAGUCUCUGAGCUGGGCUUGCAUUCAGACCCUGCGAUGGAGUGUUUCUGUGAUCUAAGAUUGCCAGAUAUGGAUCUUGACCUGAAAUUUUGGCUCUCUGCAUCAGGCGUUUCGCUGUCUUGACAGCAGUCUCCACUUUCCCAUUACUUUGUGGGUCGGCAGGAGAUGAGGUUUUAUGCUGAAACUCCCAGAGUCUGCUGAACUGUUGGAAUUCUGUUGAUGUAUAUUGUGGCCCAUUAUCUGAGAACACAAUGUCUGGUAUGCCUUGCCUGGCAAAAUGGGCUUUCAGCUUGUUAAUCACUGUGGAAGACUUUGUGUCUGGCAAGUAAUCAAUCUCCCAGAAAUUUGAAAAAUAAUCCACAGUGAUCAGAUAGUGAAUACAAACAAAUGUUGAAUACAAACAAAUCUGUGCCCACCUUAGACCACGGUCGGUCAGGCAGUUCAUGUGGGCAGAGUGAUUCUCUCUGUUGUUUUAUCUCCAGCGAUUUACACUGGUCACACUUCUCAAUGAAUCUUUUUAUCUGGGCGUUCAUACCUGGCCAGUAGAGGCAGUCCCUUGCUCUUCUCAAGCAUCCUUCUACGCCAAGGUGUGCAGAGUGAACUCGGUGUAUCAUGUCACUUCUGAGUGCAUCUGGUAUCACAACUCUUUCGCCUUUGAACACAAUACCAUCCUGCACGGUUAAUUCAUCCUGGAAUGAGUAGUAGUGAACUAUCUCGCUUGGUACAUUUCUUUUGUUUGUUGGCCAUCCUUCUCUGAUUGUUUUUAUCAGUGUCUGCAGUGUGUCAUCUUUUGCUGUCUCUUCACUGAUUACCUUUAGUCUCUCCUCAGAUAUUGGGAGGUACUGAAUCAUGUUGACACUCUCUAUCUCUUUCUCUACCGAUCCUUCCUGUGCAGUGUCCUCCAAGUACACUCGACUCAGUGCAUCUGCCAAUAGCAUCUCCUUUCCUGGAACAUACGUAAUGUCAAAGUCAUAUUUUUGGAGUCUCAUAAGCAUUCUUUGGAGUCUUUUGGGUGCAUGCAGCAGUGGUUUCCUUACAAUAUUCUCAAGAGGCUUAUGGUCUGACUGUACGAUCACUUUACGUCCAUAAGUGUAUUGAUGAAAUUUCUCCAUACCGUACACUAUGGCUAGGCACUCUUUUUCAAUUUGGGCAUAAUCUCGUUCAGUCAGUGAUAAUGCCCGACUACCAAAAGCUACAGGUUCUCCACCCUGCAACAAUGCUGCACCAAGCCCCGUCUCAGAUGCGUUGCACUGCAGAACGACCUGUUCCUUGAGGCUGUAGUAACGUAGUACCGGACCUUGGUUAUGGCUUCUUUUAUGUUCUGGAAAGCCUGUUCAUGCACCUCAGACCAGUCCCAUAAGCUGUCUUUGUGUGUCAACUGUCUGAGCAGUUCACAGUGAUCUGAGAUGUCUGCAAAACUUGGACAAAUAAUUCACCAUGCCUAGAAGUCUCUGUACUCCCUUCACAUCAGUCGGUCUUGGCAUCUCAUUUAUGGCCCAUACUUUCUCUGGAUCUACUUUUAAUCCUUCAGAUGUUAGUAGAUGUCCGAUGUAUGGCACUUCACUUUGUCUGAGUCUGAAUUUGUCUGCGUUCAACUUAAUUUUUCUCUGUCUGCAUCUGUUCAAAAACAAUCUCAGUUUUCGAUCAUGAUCCCUAUUUGCCAUUUCCACUGUUUCUCCUUCCCCUGUUAUCAACACGUCGUCUGCAAUUAUGUGUAUGCCCUGCAGUCCUUCCAAUGCCUGGUUCAGCAGUCUCUGGAAGACCUCGGGUGCCGGGCUUAUUCCCAUAGGCAUUCUCAACCACCUGUAUCUCCCAUAAGGCGUUGCAAAUGUGGUGAGAUAACUUGACGGGUCGUCCAGGUGCACAUGCCAGAAACCAUUCUUUACAUCACAGACUGUAAAUACUCUUGCUUUUGACAACUCUGGCACGAUUAUACCUCGUUCUUGGAGAUUGUUCAGCUCCUCCUUCAGCGGUCCCAUCAUCGCAACCGGUACUCUCCACUUAGGCAGUUUCACUGGCUCCACCUCAUGAUCAAUCUCCAUCUUGUAGCGACCUGGCAGACAACCAUCACCUGUGAAAACAUCUGUAAAUUCACUUGUUAUUUAUUCCAUUGUCCAUCGUCCAUCUGUUUCAUCUCUGUCUGUUUUAGUCACAACAUUAUCCACCACUAGGAUAUUCUCAGACUGCACACUAAUCAGCUUCAUGUCCUGGACUGCUCUGCUUCCUAGUAAUGGUACUGCAGAGUGUGCAUCGACGACCAUAAACUCCAGUCUGUACAGCUUUUUGUUACGUGGAUUUCUCAGUUUCAUCUGGCAUUUGCCUAUUGGUUUCAGUGUACUUUUGUUAUACAUCACAAGUCCCUGGUCUGUUUCGUCUAUUUGAAUGUUUGGAUUCACAAGAUUUAUGGGGAUGAUGUUAUACAUUGCCCCACAAUCCAACUGGAAUUUGACCAAAUUGUUUCUGAGCAGCAUGGCAGCAAACAAUUGACUUGACUGUCUUCCCAGACUCUUUGUGACUUUGUUCACCGCCUCAGUUGUGAUGCUACAAAGAUCCUCAUACUGUUCACUCUCUGCUUCCACUACAUUAUUCACAACUUUUACAUGUCCUCGCUUUAACUUGCAUACAGCAGCGAAAUGGUUAGCUUUUCCGCAUUUUCUACACGUUUUCCCAUAGGCUGCACAUUGCUGUUUAUCUCUUUCGUGUGACUUUCCACAGAAUUUGCAAAUAACAACAGCUUUUCGUUCAUCACCCUUUACUGUUUUACAUGUCGGUGCCUGUUUUACAACAUUAAUUUCCUCUACUGAUCUUCCCUCAAUGGUUUUGCUGUUCUCUCUGGACAACUCAGUGGCUCUGUAAAUCUGGACACAUUUCUGUAGUGUCAAAUUAUCCUCUCUCAGCAAUCUCUCUCUCAGGUUUGGACUAAGAGUAAGAGUAAGAGUAAGAUAUUCCUUUAUUUGUCCCGCAGUGGGGAAAUUGCAUUUAGCAACAGCAGGGGUACAGUACAGAAAGAGUAUGCACACAAGAACAGCAGGGGUACAGUACAGAAAGAGUAUGCACACAAGAACAAGGUAGAUUAAAAACUAUUCUGUACAUAAAUGGCUUAAAUAGUGCUAAAAGCAAAAAUCCUAACACAAAACAAAAAAAGGAGAGGGGUAUAUACACAUAAGUACAGGUUGGUUGAGAAUAGUGUAGCUUGCCAGUAGUGUGACGGUAUUGCACAUUAAAAUAUUGCACACU
Messenger RNA from Pangasianodon hypophthalmus (striped catfish), 11497 nucleotides. RefSeq names its product ST3 beta-galactoside alpha-2,3-sialyltransferase 5 (gene st3gal5). The transcript has 8 exons. Lineage: Eukaryota; Metazoa; Chordata; Actinopteri; Siluriformes; Pangasiidae. Bases 13 to 1242 code for a protein of 409 amino acids. Gene Ontology annotation, molecular function: lactosylceramide alpha-2,3-sialyltransferase activity. The record is from RefSeq and is a predicted model, not a curated record.